CAGUGUGAGCAAAGAGCCGGCGACAACCAGAGUUGUACAGAGGAACGGGAGACUGGUUCGGGUUACAGGGACUGGCCUGGCGACUGGCCUGCAGCACAUAGUGGGAUCGCUCUGAAGUAGCAAAUGGGACAAACGGAGCGGAACACAAAGGAGUAAGACAGAGGAAGACUCGGACACGGAAUGUUUCGGUUUUGAAGGUUUAUGUAAUUACUCAUGAGUGCAGCCAAAUAGGUGACGAACGGCAGAGUUUACUCAGUAUAAACAGCCUCCUGCAAAGUUACAGAUCGGCAGGAUUCUUUCUGUGCAACUCUACACCUGAUGAGCUUGGGGAUUGUUGGGUGCUUAGAGCCACACUCACAUGUCUGAAAUGGAACAGGAAAAGAAGUGGGGAGUCGCUGGUAAACCAGGUGAAAAGAGGCGCAUUGGCUUGAAGCAGCCGCUGUGGAGAGAUUUGUGUUGCGUGGCAUUUUGCAUCGCGGUGUCCGUGCUGUCUGUUGGAGUUUGGAUCGUAGUUUUUGUGCGGACGUCGGAGCUGCAGUCCAGGAUAGUAAGUCUGGAACAGCAGCGGCUUUCUGCGUGGAUGCUGUCCGUGGAACAGGUGGAGCCUGUCAUCCUGGGUCGUCUCGACCAGAUCCUGGAAGAAAAGCUUGCAGCGCGACUACCAAAGACGCGGGAUGCAAGAGAAGUUUCCCACAGCUGCCUGUGUCCCCCAGUGGACAUCCAGAAUAUGACGCUAUAACAUGUGCUUUGAUUAGUUAUAAAGAGAAGCUUUUGUUAUUCAGCUUCGUGGAUGUAAUGCUGAUAACUAGCUGUAAGGAAAAUGAGGAGCUGCAGAGUUUCCGAGCUGGGAUACAACCUGGACAGGUCACCAGUGUAUUGAAGGGAACCUGCAAGCAUCACCUUUAAAUUACAUAAUUAAAUUACAUAAAGACAAUUAUUUGUACAAAGGUUUAAAUAACUGCCCACUGUCAAGGGUACAAGGGGAGUACUUUAGAGAGUGAUUAUCCCUGGUGUGCCUGAAAGUACAUUAAGCUACUUUAUUUCCUGAGAAUGUGGAUCUGAACUAUCACCUUGUUUUAAGUAAACAGUGAGAUCUGGUCUGUUUUACUGUGGUACAACUUGUUGUCCAUCUGGAACUUUGAUCUUGUGCUCUUCAGCCUAAAGCAUCUAAAAACAGGGUUGGAGGUGAAGUGUAUUUGGAGUUCAGCUGGCAGCCAGGAACUUUCUAUGUUACAUCAUGCAAACCUAUGUGGCAUCACUGAAGCACUUUUACAUUCACAUGGAAAUGGUUGUGGUAAAAAUCCCAUACCUAAAACAGUUGAGUUAUAAGUUGGACAGGGGGUCUUUCUGCACACAUAAUUAAGAUUCCUGUAAUUGUGUGCUUUCACAUAAGCGAGCAGUUCAAGAUGGUUUUCAGAUUUGGUGAUGUGAUGGUUAAACACAAGUGAAUAUGCAGCAAAUAAAUCCUGUUGAAUACAGCAGCCCUGCAGUGAUUCUGGUUCUGAGAGAAGGAGUCAGGUUAUUUGUUAGUCAGAGCAGACACACCAGCUGCUGUGUGCUUUGUUGUUUCUCACAUGCAACUGUUUAGUAGGAAAACAGACUAAUUCAGCCACAACUGUACAUCUCUGGGUGUAUAUACAGUAUAUGUAAAAGUAGUACAUGCAUUAUAACCAGACAAGUGUGAAGAAAAAGAGCACCUUCAGGUUCAGGUUAUUCUGAAAUUGCCCCAUUUAUGUAAUUAUUCCAGCAGUUUUUAAAAGUAAUUUGUUUAAUUAUGUGUUUUUUAGCACGAUUAUCUCUAAAAAUGGCUGCACUUUCCUUACAGUUCUUGCAUUAGUAUUGUUCCAUCCCUUGAAGGAAAGCUAAACACAUCUCAAUUGUUUGACUUAAAGUCCAGUGUGGUGGUCUGGAGAAGCAUCACUACAAAAACAUA
Messenger RNA from Oreochromis niloticus (Nile tilapia), 1933 nucleotides. RefSeq names its product collagen alpha-1(XIII) chain. The record is from RefSeq and is a predicted model, not a curated record. Lineage: Eukaryota; Metazoa; Chordata; Actinopteri; Cichliformes; Cichlidae. The transcript has 3 exons. The coding region runs from base 359 to 739 and encodes 126 amino acids.